Molecule: messenger RNA, 1542 nt
Organism: Cordyceps fumosorosea ARSEF 2679
Lineage: Eukaryota; Fungi; Ascomycota; Sordariomycetes; Hypocreales; Cordycipitaceae
Product: NAD(P)-binding domain protein
Exons: 3
Coding region: 1-1542 (513 amino acids)
Biological process (GO): ubiquinone biosynthetic process
Cellular component (GO): mitochondrion
Source: RefSeq, a predicted model, not a curated record
AUGAUGCACGCGAGGCAGAUAUGGCGCCCGGCGCGCCUGGGAUAUCGCCGCUGUGUCUCCCAACGUCAGGUCUCCGGCCUGGCACCCAGGUCGGCCGAUGCUCCCUUUCGGCUCGCCGUAGUGGGAUCCGGCCCAGCUGGGUUUUACACUGCCUAUCGGGUCAUGAAUAGGGUACCUAAUGUCCAGGUUGACAUGUACGAGGCGUUGCCUGUGCCAUUUGGCCUGGUUCGCCAUGGCGUCGCCCCAGAUCAUCCGGAAGUCAAGAAUUGCCAAGACAAAUUUGAAGAAGUUGCUUCUUCUCCAAAUUUCAGAUUCCUCGGCAAUGUGUCCGUAGGGUCAAGCUCAGAACCGUUCUCCCCAGACCAGUGUCGCGUCGAGCUGCAGCAGCUCUUGCACAAUUAUGACUCCGUACUACUCGCUUACGGCGCUUCGGAGGACAAGAAACUGGGAAUCCCAGGCGAGUCCACGCUCAAGGGCAUCUACUCUGCCAGGCAAUUCGUCGGGUGGUAUAACGGCCUGCCCGACUCCGCUGGCCUUGAGCCAGACCUCAGGGGCGAGGAGGCCGUUGUCAUUGGCCAAGGCAACGUGGCUCUUGACGUGGCACGAAUGCUUCUGGAAGAUAUCGAUGUGCUUCGGAAAACUGACAUCGCGGAGCACGCCCUCGAACAGCUUGCGCAAAGCAAGAUUCGGAGAGUACGCGUUGUCGGGCGUCGCGGCCCUAUGCAGGCAGCAUUUACAAUCAAAGAAGUUCGCGAGCUCAUGAAGCUACCGAAGGUUGCCUUCCAUCCCGUGAACAGAGCGCUUAUACCAGAAGAUCUGAAAUCACUCCCCCGCGCUCAGAAGCGACUUAUGGAAGUUGUUGUCAAAGGCACCGCCAGUAGCCCCAAUGAUACGCCGCUAUCUUGGUCACUCGACAGCUGUUUAUCUCCAAGACAUUUUUUGGCCAACGCUGAAGACGCCACACGAGUUGCCAGCACCGAGUUCGACAUCACGCAGCUCGACUCUGCAUUUGAUCCCAAAUCCCGAGUCCAGCCAACUGGCAAAACUCUCAUUCUGCCCUCAGAUGUGGUGUUUCGCUCUGUCGGCUAUAAGUCAUCGGCGUUGCGUGGCUUUGCGGAAGCGGGCGUCCAGUUUGACGAACGCCGUGGUGUGGUUGACAACGACGGUCUCGGCCGUGUCACGCGCCUUGUCUCGGACGGUCAUGCCGGCGCCUCCACACAGCAGGUGCCAGGCCUCUAUUGUGCUGGCUGGGUGAAGCUUGGCCCGACAGGAGUCAUUGCAUCCACCAUGAAUGAUGCAUUCGCGACUGGCGAUGCCAUUGUUUAUGACUGGCUCGGUGGUGCGGCGUUCCUACAAUCUGGAGGCACUGCUCCUGGGUGGGAUGGCAUUCGCGGCGAAGGCGGCACUGUCAACGGGGACAAAGCAAUCAGUUGGGAUAACUGGCGACAAAUAGACAAGCUUGAAAAGGAAAAAGGUAGCGCCAAGGGCAAGGAGAGAGAAAAGUUCACAGAUACGACACAGAUGCUGUCCGUCAUCAGCUGA